Molecule: messenger RNA, 2127 nt
Organism: Fusarium pseudograminearum CS3096
Lineage: Eukaryota; Fungi; Ascomycota; Sordariomycetes; Hypocreales; Nectriaceae
Exons: 3
Coding region: 1-2127 (708 amino acids)
Biological process (GO): long-chain fatty acid metabolic process
Cellular component (GO): endoplasmic reticulum; membrane
Molecular function (GO): long-chain fatty acid-CoA ligase activity
Source: RefSeq, a predicted model, not a curated record
AUGGCGCUCCAAACACAAAAAGACUACGACAUCCAGAACAAGAAACUCUUCACAGUUCCUCCUCCUGGCCGUCCCUACGGCGUGCCAGUCGCUGGAACCGAAAGGCCCAACCGAACCGCCGCCUACCGGCACUGGGCAGUCGGCGAUGGCCCUCUUGUCACUUCCCUCGAGCCUGGUAUCAACUCGACACACGACAUCUUGAACAGGAGUGCGCGCAAGUGGCCCAAUUCCAAAUGUCUCGGAACCCGUCAUUGGAACCAGGCGACUCAGCAGUGGGAGGACAAGUACGACUGGAUCACCUACGCCGAUUUCGACGUCCGAAGGAAGAACUUUGGCGCUGGUCUUGUUGAGAUUCACAAGGGUAUUGGCUAUGCGUCCGAGAAGUACGGUAUCGGUCUAUGGUCGCAGAACAGAGCCGAAUGGCAGAUCGCUGAUUUCGGCGCUGCUUCUCAAUCCCUGUAUUCAGUCUCACUCUACGAAACUCUCGGUCCCGACACAACAGAGUACAUCAUCAACCAUGCCGAGGUCGCCUGUGUCGUCUGCUCUCUUCCUCAUAUCCCUGUUCUUCUCAAGAUGUCGCCUCGACUUCCAGGUCUGAAACUCAUCGUGUCUCUUGACCCCCUUGAGCAGGGUGAGCUGGCUUCUCACACCAAAGCCUCUGUCCUCAACGAGAUUGCUUCUCAUCAUGGGAUUCAGAUCUUUUCCAUGGCUCAGGUUGAGGAGAUUGGCGCCAAGUCUGGACGUGCGCCUCAACCUCCUACCCGCGAGGAUAUCUGCACCAUCAACUACACCUCUGGUACUACUGGUAACCCCAAGGGUGUUAUGAUCACCCACGGGAACGCCGUUUCGGCUAUCGCAGGUGGCCGAACCAACGGCAAUGUGUGCCCCAAGGAUGUUCACAUGUCGUACUUGCCUCUUGCCCACAUUUACGGCCGACUCAUUGAUCAAAUUGCUGUCGCUGAGGGUGCUGCGAUUGGUUUCUUCCGAGGCGAUAUCCUGGGCUUGGUUGACGAUAUGAAGAUCCUCAAGCCCACUGGUUUCAUCUCUGUUCCCCGACUCUUCAACCGUUUCAAUUCGGCCAUUCGCACCGCUACUAUCGAAGCCGAUGGUGUCCGUGGCGCUCUCUCCCGACGUGUUAUCGAUACCAAGAAAGCCAAUAUGCGACUACCGCCCGGUCAGGCUUCCAACACCCACUUCUUGUACGAUCGAAUCUGGACUCCCAAGGUCAAGGCCGCUGUGGGUAUGGACAGGGUUCACAGUAUGGUCAGUGGCAGCGCUCAGCUUGAUCCCGAUGUUCAGCAGUUCCUGCGCGCCGCCUUCGCCAACCACUUCGCUCAGGGCUUUGGCAUGACCGAGACAUACGCUGUCGGCUCCAUCCAGGCCCGAGGCGACUUCACUACUGGAAACAUUGGUGGUCCCAUGUGCUGUGUGGAACUCUGCCUCGAGUCCGUUCCCGAGUUCGAUUACACUGUCGAUGACAAGCCCAACCCUCGUGGUGAGCUUCUCAUCCGCGGUCCUGUUAUUUUCCGCGAGUAUUACAAGAACGAUGAGGAGACCCGCAAGACUCUGGAUGCCGAUGGUUGGUUCCACAGCGGUGACAUCUGUGAGGUGGACAAGAUGGGUCGCUUCAAGAUCAUCGACCGCAAGAAGAACGUCCUCAAGCUCGCCCAGGGCGAGUACAUCUCCCCUGAGCGUAUUGAGAAUGUUUACAUGGGUAGCACCAGCCUCGUCAACGCGGCUUUUGUUCACGGUGACGGCACUCAGUCCUCGUUGGUCGCAAUUUUCGGCAUCGACGUGGAGAACUUUGCCCCAUUCGCUAGCAAGAUCUUGCAGGAGACCAUCACUCCCAACCAGGUUGCAGAUCUGCGCGUUGCAGCCAACAACCCCAAGGUGAAGGCCAAGUUUCUCAAGGUUCUCGACGGUAUUGGCAAGAAGCACAAAUUCAACAGCUUUGAGAAGGUGCGCAAUGUCCACCUCGAUAUUGACCCCUUCACUAUCGACAACGGCAUAUUUACUCCUACACUGAAGCUUAAGCGUCCCCAAGCAGCCAAGGCUUACCGGGAGCAUAUCGACCGCAUGUACGAGGAGCUUGCGGCCCAGGAGCCUAUUGGAAAGAACAAGCUAUAA